Colletotrichum chrysophilum is the source of this 3042-nucleotide messenger RNA. RefSeq lists its product as uncharacterized. The transcript has 2 exons. Gene Ontology annotation, biological process: lactose catabolic process. Gene Ontology annotation, molecular function: beta-galactosidase activity; carbohydrate binding. Gene Ontology annotation, cellular component: beta-galactosidase complex. The record is from RefSeq and is a predicted model, not a curated record. NCBI's taxonomy places the organism in Eukaryota, Fungi, Ascomycota, Sordariomycetes, Glomerellales, Glomerellaceae. The coding region runs from base 1 to 3042 and encodes 1013 amino acids.
AUGGACCUCAUCUCAGGCCUAGGCUUCCCGGGUGCGUUGCCGGACUGGACAAAUCUGAAUGUCUUGCACCGCAAUACGCUUGCUCCACGUGCACACUUCUACUCCUACGCCAGCGAGGACGCGGCUCUCUCUUUCGACCGCUACCAGAGCGAGUACCUCAGUCUCAAUGGCACCUGGAAGUUUCACUACGAUCAAAGCCCCUUCGAGGCUCCCAUCUGGGAAACCGCGAACACGACUUCCUGGGACGACAUCGAGGUCCCGGGGAUGUGGCAGCGCCAGGGCUACGGCUACCCUCACUACACCAACAUCGAUUACCCCUUCCCGGUGACCCCGCCCAACGUCUCGUACGUGAACCCCACCGGAUCGUACUGGAGAGAGUUCGAGAUCCCCGAGAACUGGGACGAGGACCAGCAGAUCCGUCUCCGCUUUGAAGGCGUCGACAGCGCGUUCCAUGUCUGGGUCAACGGCGAGGAGGUCGGCUACAGCCAAGGAAGCCGUAACUCCCACGAAUUCGACAUCACGGACUAUCUCACCCCUGGCGAAGCCAACACCCUCGCUGCACGCGUGUACCAAUGGUCCGAUGGAUCCUACAUCGAGGAUCAAGACCAAUGGUGGCUUUCCGGUAUCUUCAGAGACGUCUACCUCAUACCGUUCCCUCGCUCCUCCAUUGUGGAUUACCAGGUCAACACCUACAUCGAUAACACCUUCUCAAGCGGCACCAUCAGGCUCAACACGACAAUCCAGGGAGACCAAGGCAAUCUGACCGUCAAACUUCUCUCCCCAGCCGGCGACACCCUCGACGACUGGACCGGCGCAUCGUCUUCCAUCUACGAGCACACUCUCGCAGGCGACGACUUUCACCUCUGGUCCGCCGAGACGCCCGCCCUCUACACCCUCCUGGUCACCUUCAACGGUCGCACCAUCAGCCAGCGCGUCGGCCUCCGCCGCGUCGAGGUCGUCGGCUCGAACUUCCACGUCAACGGCAAGCCCAUCACCAUCUACGGCGUCAACCGCCACGAACACAACGCCAUAUCAGGCCGCACCGUGCCGUACGCCAACAUGCGCGCCGACCUCAUCCGUAUGAAGCGCUCCAACAUCAACACCAUCCGCACCUCCCACCAGCCGCCGCACCCGGACUUCUUCGACGUCGCCGACGAGCUCGGCUUUUACCUCAUCUCCGAGGCGGACCUCGAGUGCCACGGCUUUGGCAAGGUCGAGGAGACGGACGAGAAGGCGGCCGAGUGGACGUCGGAUAACCCCGAGUGGGAAGCGGCGUAUAUCGACAGGGCGCACGCGCUAGUUGAGAGGUUCAAGAACCACGCGUCCGUCAUUAUUUGGUCGCUGGGCAAUGAGUGCUUCUACGGGAGGAACUUGGACGCUAUGACGACAUGGAUCAGGGAGCGCGACCCUAGCAGGAUAAUUCACUAUGAGCCGGAUCGGAAUGCCACGUCGGUGGAUAUGUACAGCCAGAUGUACAAGUCUCCGACGAGUGUUCGUGAGUGGGUUGGUAACCACACGGACAAGCCCUUCAUUCUCUGUGAAUACGCACAUGCAAUGGGCAAUGGACCCGGCGGCCUGAAGGAAUACAUCGAACUCUUCCGCUCGGAGCCCCUCGUCCAGGGCGGUCUCGUCUGGGAAUGGAGCAAUCACGGUCUUCUGAAGAAAGAGGGAGACAUUGAGUACUACGCCUACGGCGGAGACUUUGGCGACGAGCCCAACGACGCCGACUUCAUCAUGGACGGCCUCACUCUCUCCGACCACACCCCCAUGCCCUCGUUGAUCGAGUACGCCAAGGCCAUCCAGCCCAUCACCGUGGUCCUCUCAGAAGACGGUCACCAAAUGGUUGUCACAAACCACUACGACUUCCUCAACGUCAACUGGCUCGACGCCUCGUGGCACAUCAUCCAAGACUGCCAGAACCCGACAUCCUCGCGUCCCCUCGAUCUGGGAAGCAUCCCCGCCGGCGAACAACGCGUCCUCGCCCUCCCAACCGGCAACUCGACGCUCUCAGGCGAAGCCUGGAUCACCGUCGAGUUCGCGCUCAAGAACGACACAAUCUGGGCUGAAAAGGGGCACAUCAUUGCCUGGGACCAACUCCAUGUCAACGCCCCAGCCGCAACCGCAAACCGCACCGCGCGCGCCGCCCUCCCCACCCGCCAAUCCUCCUCCGCGCUCAACUUCACCCAAGAAAGGACCCACCUCAAAGCCUCCACAUCCUCCUCCGCCUUCGACUUCAACCUCCUCCAGGGCAACGUAUCCUGGACCGUCAACGAUACCCCCAUCUUCACCCGCGGCCCGGAGCUCUACUUCUACCGCGCCCAGACCCAAAACGACGCCUCGCAAUGGGGCGACGGGCCCCUCGUCUGGGACGACGCGCGCCUCGGUAGCAUGCACACUCAAGUCCGCGACGUCUCCUGGCAAGACACCUCCGUCGGGUUAGUCGUCCACUACCGCGUCCGCGUCGCCCCCAAAGCGCUCGAAUGGGGCGUCGAGGCAUCCCUGACCUACACCGUCUCCCCCGCCGGCAGUCUCAGCGUGCACGCGCGCGGCGACUUCGUCGGUAACAACACGCCCGAGGUCGUUCCGCGCAUCGGCCUCAUGGCGGUGCUCCCUGCCGACUUCGACGCGGUGUCGUGGUUCGGCCGCGGGCCGGGCGAGAACUACAAGGACACGAAGCAGGGCUGCCGCGUGGGCCGGUACGAGGCGAGCGUGGACGAGCUGUUUACGUACUAUGACUACCCGCAGGAGAACGGCAACCGGGAGGAUUUGCGGUGGGUGAGGCUCGGCAACGGGGAUGUGACGCUCGACGCGCGGCGGGCUGAGGGGGAGGAUGUGUUCAGUUUUACGGCGAGGCGGUAUAUGCCGUUCGACCUGGACGACGCGAAGCACCCGCAUGACUUGGAGCCGUUUGACAUGACGAUUUUGAAUCUGGAUUAUGAUAAUCAUGGAAUUGGGUCGGCGACAGUUGGGCCGAGGCCGUUCGAGGAGUAUAAGUGCUACUCCAAGGCUUUCGACUUUACGUUUGAGUUGAGUGUCGAGUAG